Messenger RNA from Ceratosolen solmsi marchali, 2188 nucleotides. It is a transcript of the gene Klc, whose product is annotated as kinesin light chain. The transcript is spliced from 9 exons. Gene Ontology annotation, biological process: microtubule-based movement. NCBI's taxonomy places the organism in Eukaryota, Metazoa, Arthropoda, Insecta, Hymenoptera, Agaonidae. Gene Ontology annotation, cellular component: kinesin complex; cytoplasm. Gene Ontology annotation, molecular function: kinesin binding. The coding region runs from base 313 to 2061 and encodes 582 amino acids. The record is from RefSeq and is a predicted model, not a curated record.
UUAGACAAUAUAAAAUUCUAGUGCAGCUGUACAGAAUAAAAACAAAAUAAAAAGUCAACAUGGUAUAGAAGUAGUUUACAGUUGUUAAAAAAAGUUUGUGCCUAUAUAUAUAUAUAGUUACAUUUUUAUCAUAUCAAUAGGAUUGAAAGACCAAGUGAAGAAGGAAGGAUAGCAAAGGAAAAAAGAGUGAUUUAUCAACGUAUUUUUCACUUUUAUAUUUGUACAUUUUCUAAGUCGGAUAUGUGAAUCAAAAGUGACGCUUGUAGUUUAAUUGGAUUAGUUACAAAAGUGUAGAAGGGAUAAAUUUUACCAAUGGGUAGAACGGAUAUGUCUAAAACGCUGAAUGCUUACAGGAUUAAAAAGAUAGAGCAUAUUGGUAGAAUGACAGCCAUGACACAAGAAGAAAUUACAGCGGGUGCACGUACAGUUGCACAGGGUCUAGAGGCUUUACGCGUCGAACACACCGGCUUAUUAAAUGGCUUGCAAUCUCAGGAAGCACCGACUGCCCGUGAUAAGGCUAAUCUUAUCUCCAAGAACAUCGAAAUGAUUGAGCUCGGGAUGGGUGAGGCACAAGUCAUGCUAGCACUGGCUAGUCACUUGCAAAUGGUUGAAGCCGAAAAGCAAAAACUAAGAACACAAGUGAGGAGGCUGUGUCAAGAAAACGCCUGGCUCAGAGAUGAACUUGCCGGAACUCAACAAAAAUUACAAGCUAGCGAACAAGCGGUGGCACAACUUGAAGAAGAGAGAAGUCAUUUAGAAUUUAUGGCCAGUAUGAGACAAUAUGAUCCUGAUCCACCGGCUGAUGAAGAAAACGCUAAAGAUCGACCGAAAGAUGAUCCAGUCGUUGAUCUUUUCCCUGAUGAUGAUACCGAGGAAAGAAACACUAUGUCGCCAACACCACCUUCACAAUUUGCUCAUCAAGUAACGGCUGGUUAUGAAAUUCCGGCACGUUUGCGUACCCUCCAUAACCUGGUGAUACAAUAUGCAAGUCAAGGUCGAUAUGAGGUGGCCGUGCCACUUUGCAAACAAGCUCUCGAGGAUCUUGAAAAAACAUCCGGACAUGAUCAUCCAGAUGUUGCAACGAUGCUUAACAUCCUUGCAUUAGUUUACAGAGAUCAAAAUAAAUACAAGGAAGCUGCAAAUUUAUUAAAUGACGCUUUGGCAAUAAGAGAAAAAACUCUUGGUGAAAAUCAUCCAGCAGUUGCAGCUACUUUGAACAAUCUAGCCGUACUUUAUGGAAAAAGAGGUAAAUAUAAAGAGGCCGAGCCACUUUGUAAGCGAGCAUUGGAAAUCCGUGAAAAAGUAUUAGGCAGAGACCAUCCCGACGUCGCAAAACAGUUAAAUAAUCUUGCAUUACUAUGUCAAAAUCAAGGCAAAUAUGAAGAAGUUGAACGAUACUAUCAACGAGCUCUUGAAAUUUAUGAAGCAAAACUUGGUCCAGAUGACCCUAACGUUGCAAAAACGAAAAAUAAUUUGGCUUCGUGCUACCUUAAACAGGGAAAAUACAAAGAUGCGGAGGUGCUUUACAAACAAGUGCUUACUAGGGCGCACGAGAGGGAAUUUGGUGCUAUUGAUGGUGAUAACAAACCAAUUUGGCAGGUAGCAGAAGAAAGAGAAGAAAAUAAACAUAGAAAUAAGGAGAAUGCUCCUUAUGGAGAAUAUGGUGGCUGGCACAAAGCAGCAAAGGUUGAUUCUCCUACUUUCAACACUACUCUCAAAAAUCUUGGUGCACUUUAUCGAAGACAGGGCAAGUACGAAGCUGCUGAUACAUUAGAAGAUUGUGCCAUUCGAUCACGAAGAGAGCUUGUACAGCAGGCUUUAGACUUGGUAAAGCAGCCGAAAGUUGCACAAAUUCUGGGUGAUGAAAAAGGAACAAAUCGUCGAGGCUCGAGGUCAAGUUUAAACAAUAGCGAACACGAGCAACAUGAUGAGGGCUCCUUGACAGUGGUACAGAGGGCGCUGAUGCACGAAGGACAGUCCGGACAUCAUGACGCUAGUCCUAACAAACCUGGUUUUAAAAACAAGAUAUUUCACGUUUUAGGAAUACACCCCUCUUCGUAGGGAACUCCUUUUUGUUUUGUAUAAUUAUCGUAUUUUAAUUUUUGUUUUAAAUUUUUCUAAACUAUAUUUUCACUAGAUUAAGAUCUUGCAGUAUUUAAUUCAAACGGUUGUUUGAUUUACAACCAAA